Molecule: messenger RNA, 2505 nt
Organism: Peromyscus eremicus (cactus mouse)
Lineage: Eukaryota; Metazoa; Chordata; Mammalia; Rodentia; Cricetidae
Product: POTE ankyrin domain family member B-like
Exons: 22
Coding region: 129-1931 (600 amino acids)
Molecular function (GO): protein binding
Source: RefSeq, a predicted model, not a curated record
GUCAAACCAUAGCCUCGCACUUGUGAGAGUCGCAGAGUUAGGCUCUGGUUGUUAGACGGUCAGUGGUUAAAAGUUCAUCAUUUCCUAAAAUUACUUAGUGUUGAGUUGAUAGAAAGGUGGUCACUGCUAUGCUGUCCACCCUGAGGAAGCUCUUCUGCUUUAAGAAGGAGCCGAAAACCCCCUUGGGGUUUUGUGACGGCCCAAGCAGGGGAACGGGAUACUUGUCCUGCUUUCACUGUGGAACUGAAGACAGGUACCGCCAGCCUUAUGACCCUGAAAACCAAUUUCAUGAGGCAGUAUGCAUGGGAAAGCGCAAAGUGAUGGUGCGUCUCCUCAGGAAGAACCAAUUUCAUGUGAAUGAUGAGGAUGAAGGGAAACGAACUGCGCUCCACUUUGCAUGCUUCUAUGGCCAUAUCAAUCUGGUUCGUUUUCUGUUAAGAUUUAAGGCCUGUGAGAUUAAUGCCCUUGACAAUCAAAUGUCCACACCACUAAUGAAGGCUGUACAAAGCUGGGAGACAGAGAUCGUGUCUGUCCUACUUGAUCGUGGAGCAGAUCCCAAUAUUAAAGAUUGCAAUGGAGAAGCAGCAAUUCACCAUGCAGUGUAUGUAGACAGGCCAGAUAUUGCCAGCAGUCUUCUUGAAUUUGGGGGAAACAUUGAAGAUACUACAAAGGAUGGGUUGACCCCUCUGCUGCUAGCACUCCGAGAAAGGAAACCCCGCAUGGCAGCAUACCUAAUCACACACGGUGCGAAUCUUCACGUAUCUGAUCAAUAUCUAAGAACAACACUCAUGUAUGCUGUUAGAUGGGAUUGUGAAAAUAUGGUUGAAAUUUUACUGAAGAAAGGUGUUGAUCACCAGUUAAAGGACACAUUUGGAUGGAGUGCUCUUUAUUAUGCCAUUAUGGGGAAACGCAAAACAAAAAUGGUGAUUAUUCAGCACGACUUAUUCCUCUGGAGACAACAAAAUACCUUCACACGAAAUCAGCCUGAAGAUGUCUUUUUAUCGGGACAUCACUUUGAAUCUGAGUCACUGAUUUCCGUGUGUGCAACAAUGGAGGACACAGCUAAUUUGAAAACUCAGCAAGAUAUUCCUGAGAAUAGUCUGAAAAGUGGUGUGGAUGACUUACCAAUAGCUUCCAAACAAUAUGAAAAUGUAGAAGAACAAGAAGAAGAACUAGAAUUAGAAACAAUACCGGAUUUAAAACUGGAAAAUGAAAAUGCUUAUAAUAAGAAUGAAGACUAUCAAAAGUUGAAAGCUGCCCAGUCAUCCAACAUAGGAAAUGGUCUAGAAGAAAAUGAAAUAAUUCAAGUUUGGGCUGAAAAAUGUCCACAUCCAGAGCUGAGGGAUGAUUGUCAUCUAGUCUCCAGAUCCAAGCCUGAAACACAGCAGUCUCAAACAGUUUGGGCUGAAAAAUGUCCACACCCAGAGCAGAGGGAUUAUUCUCAUCGAAUUUCCAAACCCAAGUCUGAAACACAGCAAUCUCAAGCAGUGUGGGCUGAAAAAUGUCCUCACUCAGAGCUGAGGGAUUAUUCACGUCCAAUCUCCAAACCUGAGUCUCUACCACACCAAUCUCAACCAGAUAUAAUAUUUUCAGAAGAACUAGAAGAAGAAAUAACAGAAUUUAAAGUGGAAAAUGAGAGAAGUUUUGAUAAGACUGCAGAAAAUCAAGAAUUUAGUGUGUCUGACCCUAAUGGACCACAGGAAUCUUCUACAACAGGUCCCAACUCAUCCAAAAUGGACAAUGAUGCAGAAAAAAAUGUAAUAAUGCAUCAGGAGAUAACAUCUGUCAUGGAAGACCAAGAGCAUGCCUCAGAAGAGCAGAAGCAGCACAGUGCUAGAAAAACUAAGCGGCCAUUUAUUGAUGCUAUAAGAGCAUGCUUUUGUGCAUGUUUCACCAAAAAAUGGAGCUCUUCUUCCCACUACAAGAAAUAGAAGAGAAAACAUAAAAAAGUGAUGUUUAUAAAGCAGAAGAGAACACUGUGCAUUUAAAAUGAAUUAUUCUCAUCCUAGAACUUGGACAAGCCUCGACAAUUGCCUGACAACUUCUCCGACCAUCCACAAUAAGACAACUCAGGAGAAAAUCUGUCUCUUCUCCAAUAAUUGCUUCAAAAAAAAGCAUAUUUUUAUUUUAUGUUUUAGAAUAAUAUUACAUAAUCUUCAGUGUUAUUUUCACCUAUUUAUUUUGUUUUAUUAUGUUAUACUACAUUACACUAUUAUAUUAUCUUCAGUUUUUAUUUCCAUAUGUUUAUCUUGUUUUAUUAGAUUAUGUUAUAUUAUGUUAAUAUGCUAUGCUAUCUUCAGUGUUUAUUUUAUAUUUACCUUCCUUCCCUUGAUGUAAAUAGUUCAUGUAUAUGUGUAUAUAUGUAUAUAUGUAUAUAUGUUUAUAUGUAUAUAUGUUUAUGUGCUUUGUAAUAUAUUUUUAGAAGAUAUCAUUUUUGAAUGUACAAAGUUAUUGAAUAAUUAAUAAUUAAUAAUAAUUAAAUAAUAAUUUAAUUACCCAUUCAAA